AUGAUGCUAAAGACAUUUACGGGUUUGGAGAAAUCAGAGAUGUCCUAUAAAUCACCAGAUAAAUGGGUCUGGAGUGCAGGAAAACAAACUAAAUUGGAGAUCUAUAUCGGGAUAUCAUUAGCAUUUUGGAAAUUGCUGAAGUCUUGGUUGCGGAUGAGCUCAAGUAGCCUGAGUGCCAGAGGUCUGCUAAGCCAGUCGGUGAUUUCUUCAACAGAGAAGCUCCCCUCCAGAGUCUCUAAACAUUUGAGGCUCACACCUGUUCCCUUAGUGGAUGAGAUGACCUCAUCGGCUCUGGUCAAUAUAAAUCCCUUUACCCCAGAAUCCUAUAGAAAACAAUUCCUUCAAUCCAAUGGCAAGAGGAAAACCCGAGGAGAUCUUGAGGAAGCUGGUCCAGGGGAAGGCAAUGUAGAACAAGGGCUACCUGCCAAGAGGUGUGUUCUACGAGAAACCAACAUGGCUUCCCGCUAUGAAAAAGAAUUCUUGGAGGUAGAAAAAAUUGGAGUUGGGGAAUUUGGUACAGUCUACAAGUGUAUUAAGAGGCUGGAUGGAUGUGUUUAUGCAAUAAAACGUUCCACAAAACCUUUUGCAGGAUUAUCGAAUGAGAAUUUGGCUUUGCAUGAAGUUUAUGCUCAUGCAGUCCUUGGGCACCACCCGCAUGUGGUACGUUACUACUCUGCAUGGGCAGAAGAUGACCACAUGAUCAUUCAGAAUGAAUACUGCAAUGGUGGGAGCUUGCAGACUGUUAUAUCUGAAAACACAAAGUCUGGCAAUCCUUUCCAGGAGUGGAAACUCAAGGACAUCCUUCUGCAGAUUUCCCUUGGGCUUAAGUACAUCCACAACUCUGGCGUGGUGCACCUGGACAUCAAACCCAGUAACAUCUUCAUUUGUCAUAAGAUGCAAAGUGGCUCUCCUGUAGUCCCAGAAGAGAUUGAAAAUGAAGCUGAUUGGUUUCUCUCUGCCAAUGUGAUGUAUAAAAUUGGUGACUUGGGUCAUGUGACAUCGAUAAGCAAACCAAAAGUGGAGGAGGGAGAUAGUCGCUUCCUGGCUAAUGAGAUUUUACAAGAGGAUUAUCAGCACCUUCCCAAAGCAGACAUAUUUGCCUUGGGAUUAACAAUUGCAGUGGCUGCGGGAGCAGAGUCCUUACCCACCAAUGGCGCCGCAUGGCAUCAUAUUCGUGAGGGGAACCUUCCCAACAUUCCUCAGAAGCUCUCAGAAGAAUUUUACAAUCUACUCAAGAGCAUGAUCCACCCUGACCCAAGGGAGAGACCUUCUGCAGCAGCUCUGGCCAGAAGUCGAGUUCUCCGGCCCUCCCUUGGGAAAGCAGAAGAGCUCCAGCAGCAGCUUAAUUUGGAAAAGUUCAAGACCGCCACACUGGAAAGGGAACUGAGAGAAGCUCAGCAGGCCCGGUCUUCCCAGGAAGAGCAUGGUGAUGCUGGGGUCUCUGGGACCCCCACAGGAUCAAGAAGCACCAAACGCCUGGUGGGAGGAAAAAGUGCAAAAUCUUCAUGCUUCAGCUGGGGGGAGUCUUCCCCAUAAGAACUCAGUUCACACCAACCCCCCUUUUGCCUUAUAGCUUCCAGAAAGAGAUAUUGACUGUGUCAGACUUCCUCUUGUAAAGGGGAAGAUUAAGCAAUGAGUGCCCAAAGAAUUCAAAAACUACUCCUAAUUUAGCAUUGACAACCAAGAUAGUCAAGCUAUUAAGGCCUCGUAUUAGCAACGGUCCCAGGUACAAUCACUGGCAGCCAUUUCUCUUCUCUUGUUAUAUUCUUAAGGCUACCUAUCAACAGUUUGUUUACUUCUCACACUCACUGAUGUACAAUGGGAAAGCAGGUAUCUCUGAACUCAAAGAAGAGAAAGCAGCACCCUAGGCACAGCCCAUGGACUAGGAGGCUGCUGUAGCUGAUUGCCUACCAAGGAAUAGGGACUCUCCCUGCACACAGAAAGGAAUAUAAUUUUGUUUUGAGUUGAGGUAACUGUGCAUGUAUUUCAAUAAUGUUUCUUGGGGUGAAUGAUGGUAUUCCUAAAAGAAUUCUCAGCCACUCUAAGCAAGUGGUUUUCCUACUAUAUUCUUUAAGUGAAGACAACCCCUUUAUCAGAUAUUAUAUUUAUUAAAUGA
Molecule: messenger RNA, 2116 nt
Organism: Lontra canadensis (Northern American river otter)
Lineage: Eukaryota; Metazoa; Chordata; Mammalia; Carnivora; Mustelidae
Gene: WEE2
Product: WEE2 oocyte meiosis inhibiting kinase
Exons: 11
Coding region: 1-1536 (511 amino acids)
Biological process (GO): regulation of meiosis I; mitotic cell cycle; protein phosphorylation
Cellular component (GO): nucleus
Molecular function (GO): non-membrane spanning protein tyrosine kinase activity; magnesium ion binding; ATP binding
Source: RefSeq, a predicted model, not a curated record